Molecule: messenger RNA, 1062 nt
Organism: Arachis duranensis
Lineage: Eukaryota; Viridiplantae; Streptophyta; Magnoliopsida; Fabales; Fabaceae
Exons: 2
Coding region: 1-1062 (353 amino acids)
Molecular function (GO): zinc ion binding
Source: RefSeq, a predicted model, not a curated record
AUGGCCAAGCAGAAGGCAGUGGCACAAAUAUAUGGAGAUUGGGAAGAGUUGUAUGCAGAGUUGCCACGUUGGAUGCUAGGAGUACAGUCAACAAUGGCCGGAACAAUAACCGUGUUGAAGACAUCUCCUGUUCGACUUCAUGGUGAGGUUGAUGAGUUGACGGUGUACUUUCACCGACUAUUCUGGACAUUCCCACCAUGUAUCGAGGCAUUCCAUCAUUGCAAGCCCCUGGAUGGGAACUCGAACAUCCUCCCGAUAGCAUUCGCCCUUGUGGAAGGAUUAGAUGCAGAGUCGUGGUCAUUUUUCUUGUCCAGCCUACGAGAGCAUGUGACUCCUCAGGAGGGUAUUCUUGUUAUCUCUGACAGGCAUAAUGGGAUCAAGGCAGCGCUUGAGGCACCUGAGACUGGGUGGCUGCCUCCACGUGCUUUCCGAGCGUACUGUAUUCGGCAUGUUGCUGCGAAUUUUGCCCUAACUUUCAAAGGUAAGGACUCAAGGAGGAUGUUGGUGAAUGCUGCCUACGCGAAGACUGAAGCGGAGUUCUAUUACUGGUUUGACAUCAUGCGGACUGAGAAUCCAACAAUGUGUGAAUGGGCCAACCGGAUGGAGUACGACAAAUGGACCCAACAUGAGAAUAGUGGUAGACGUUUCGGGCACAUGACAACCAACAUCAGUGAAUGUGUGAACUCGGUUUUAAAGGGAACUCACAACCUCCCGGUCACAUCGUUGGUUCAGUCAAGUUACAGGAGGCUUGCUCAGCUAUUUGUGGUACGAGGACAGACAGCAGAGGCACAACUCGGAUCUGGUAAUGAAUUUUGUCAGGCGUUGGCCAAGGCAAUUGAUCGAAAUCUCAGAGACUCUAGGUGCUUCACCGUUACUUUAUACGACAGGCAUCAAUCGGAGUACGCCGUGGCCGAGACAACACCGACCGGGCGCUUUUCGCUGGGUAGCUAUAGAGUUUCCCUUAAAGAUCACAGAUGCGAUUGUGGCCACUUUCAGGCGCUGCAUUAUCCUUGUUGCCACACCCAUGCUGGUCUACCGUGCUCUAUCAGAUUCUCAAACUAA